UCCUCCUCAGAUCCACAUGACGCCAUUUACUGCUGCUUUUGCAGAGAGAUCACCCUGCCUCCUCCGGAAAGAAGAAAAAGAGAGGGGGGAGAGAGGGAGGGAGGGAAGGAGGGAGGAGGAGGUGGAGGAGAGAGGGCGGAAAAACGCUGGAGCGCUGCAAGGACGGAUCUCCAACCUGCCUUCCUGCAAACGCGCCACAGGCAGCAGCAACUGCGGCUCUCGAGCCCCGCUGACUUUUCCCUCCCUCCCUCCCCCCAAAAAGAAAAAAAAGGGGGGAAAGAAGGGGGGAAGACCUUGCUCUCCUCCUCCUCCUGCCCCUCCUCCUCCCAGUUUGCAACCAGCAAAAGCUGCCUUGGGAAGAAAACGCACGCGCUCACGUACAACACACAUUUGCCCAGAAGAAGACGGGAAGAGAACUCGCCAACCACUUAAAAGAAGCAACAAGCCCUUAGCGCGCACCCCCCCCCCCCACAAAUUUACAAAGCGAAAUCAAUCCAGAUUGCAACCGAUCGGGACGCCCAAGCUGGAAGAACAGAGCGAAAACAACAACUCCUGGUCCGCGGCAACCUUGGGAUUUUAUUCUGUUUUCUCCUCGUUCUCGCCAGGAGCCACUCACUUUAUGUCGCUCGCCUGGGCUCGCCCUCCCCCUGUGUAUGAUGUAUUAAGCGAAAGUGACUUGGGAUUGACGAAUCGGCCUCUUGUUCAUUGAGAAAAAAAAAGAGAGAGAAGCAACAGCGACAAGGAAAUCAACGUGUGUGAUUGCGAAGGAAAAGGGGGAAGAGAGGAAGAGAGAAACCCUCGCCCCGUCUGGAAAAGGGGACUUUUUAGACACACACACACGCACACAUUUGUGGUUUGUUUUCUUUGCUAUUUAUUAUCAGCCGUCCCUGCGGAGAAGACAGAAGGAGGCAGGGGGAGAAAGCAACUUUGCCGUGGAUUGUCUGCUUUUUCCUUUCUUUUUUGCUCGUUUCAAUGAUUCUCGCUCGCAACCUGGACUCGAAGUGAGUUUCUGGAACAGAAGAGCCGCUUCUGUUCUCCCCCUCCUUUUAUUUUCGUUUGGCUUCGGGGUUGCGUUUUACUCGUCAACCUCAGGAAGAAGAAAAUCUAGGGAGCGGGGUGGAGAGGAGAAGGGGUUGUGAGGAGGGGAGAGAGGAGGAGGAGGAAGAGGAGGGUUCAUUGCAAAGCAAGCUUCUGCUUCUAUAUAUAUGUGUGCGUGUGCGUUUUAAAGUGACUUGUUUGCAAGGAGACAAAUGCAAAUUUCAGGCCGAUUCCCUUGGUAGAAGUCCUGCGAGGGGUGUUUCUUUUCUCUUGUGCACAGCAAAGAGACUGCAAAAUGGUGUGUGUGUUCGGGGAGAUUGCCUUGGAAAAGUGUGUCUGCGGGUGUUGUUUGGGGGUUGAGUUUUCUCGGGUGGGAACAGAUCGCGGAGUUCCUUCGCGCUUUGAAGCAUUCCUGGCGCGUCCUUGCGCCUCGCGGAUGACUCUGCAAGAGAGGAAACCCCUCGCCUCGCGCCAUUGGGGGCGAGCGUUGUUUUGAAAGGGCGGAAAUCUCCCCUCAGGUUGUUGAAGUGAAGCUAUUUCUGCAGAGAAGCUCUGGCGGCAGCGCCUUCCCCUGGGUUUGUGCACGGCACGCCGCGGUGCCCAGCUUCGGAAACGUGCGUCCGAGUUCGGAACAGUUAAGCAGCUCCGUUGCUUGCAAAGAGAGCCUGUCAAAAAGGCUGGGUUGCAGGACAGGGAAAAAACGAAACAAACAAACAAAAACUUGGUAUUUUUUUCUUUUUCGCAACUCCUCCCCCCCCCACCUCCAGUUGCUCUGCAGCUUCUUAGUUGCAAGCUCACUUCGUACUUAGCCGCCCUCUUUUCAAACUUGUGCACUUGGAAUGUGCAAUUCGGAAGUGAGCGAACGUCUUUAAGUGUAAAUUUGUGGGGGGGUUUGCCAGUGGGAGGGAUGGGUAGAAUCUCCCACUUAACCGGAUUGUCUUCUGAAGUGCAUUUUUUUCUUUUUUGACAUCUGCUCUACCUUCUUUCUCUUCCCCCUCCCUACCGCCCCGGGCCUUUUUUUGGAGGGGGGGGUGGAAUAUGCAGAAGAUUGCUACUUUUGGAAAUGGCUGGUCAUGUUUCUUUUUUCUUUCUUAAGGCUUAAUUUGCCCCACCCCAAUGCCUGCUACAUAGACUCAGCCCUAAAUAGGGGAGGGGAGGCAUUCAUAUGGGGGGUGCGAAGACGAAGGGGGGUGUUCUAAACACCCCUAAGAUAAAGCACCCUAAAUAUUAUUUUUUAAAAAUAAAAUGGAAAGCUAAACUAUGAGAGACAGCAGCUUUUGCAUGGAAGAAAAGGGUGGCUGUGCACUAUAUAAAUUCUUCGUCGUUUAUUCAAAAGCCACCCCCACCCGCACCCCUGAUUUACUUCGCAUUUCUCCCUUUGCUAGUGAAUGGACUUUGGCUUUUUAAAAUCCGUGGGACAGUUGGGACAUACGUACAACACCACAAAUCCUGGCACAGAGGAUUUUAAAAUAAGGCUUCAGCAAUUGUUGCAUUAGUUAGAAAGUAGGGUGUUUCGUGGCUGGGGGUGAGGAGACUUUGUUUGUUGAUAGUGUAGCUGGAUCUGUCGACCGGGGAAUGCGUUUCCCUCCGGGCAAUAAAAUUCCAGAGGCUGUUUGUGAUGGGGGGGAGGAAGAGUUGAGAGUCCUGCUUUGUCAUUCAUGAGAUGGGGAUUUGCUUGAAAUUUACGCAAAUCGGACAAAUGCCCAGCAGGCGCUCCCUUGGGGGCAGACUUCCUGCCAGACCUGACUUCUUGGAAGCUGGAGCUGGUGGGAUUUGAUGGCAUUUGGGUGGGGGGAGAGGGAGGGGAGGGGAUUGUGUGAGCAGGUGCCUCGAAGGUGCUGAGGACGGAGCAGAUAUGUAAGUCACUUUACAUAACUGAAGCAGGAAAGAGCCCUUCCCCAUCUCCUGCUGGGAGGAGGAAGGAAAGAUCCUGCCAGGCUCUCCUGAUAAGGCAAUCUUAUUACAGUACAAGUCUCCGUCUCUCUUCACCCUCCUCUCCACCCCCCGCCCUGCUUGUCUCCUGUUGAUCUCCAGGUUGUCUGCCUUUCAGGGAGGUUCCUUUGAACACAGUAUCAGGGCAGCCUAGAGGAAAAUGAGCAGGUUCCUGGGAUCCCACCUGCUAGGCGGAUUGUUUUAUGUAUGAAAGGAAGAAGCCUGUAAUAAGGAAGGAAGGAGGUGAUGCUCCCUGGCUGGCGGGCGGGCGGGCGGGCAGGGAGGCAGUGCGGGAGGGAAACGUGAGACAGAUCUUUCCCGACCUGUGGAUUGUGGACAGAUUUUCAGCCGGCACUGUUUACUUGGAAUUCAGUGGGAAUUCCUUCCAGAGAGAUAAGACUGCACGGGGUUGGAGUCUUCACCUAAAGUUUGUAGUAUCUUGCACAGCCACCUAAAUUUAGUAGUACUUUUUUUUUAAGGAAAAAAAAAAUCAGUUGCUAUGAGGUCAUUGCAAUAGAGAGGACUGUACCUUGAUUUUCACCCUGUAAUUACUGCAGAUUAUUGGGUGGUUUUUAUGUGCCGGCAAAUCCAAGCCAGAAUUUUAAGUACUCCUUAGAAGUAAGUCCCACGGAGUUUAAUAGUGCUUACUUGCAAGUAUAUGCAUAGGCUUUCACUGAUCUGAUGCAUGUUUAGUCAGAAACCAGCCCUGCGGAUUCCAGUUGUGUAAGCAGCUGGUUCCUAUCCUUCUCUUUAACUUAAAAGUAAGUUUCACACUGAAUUCAGUGGAAUGUAUUUCCAUGUAUUCACCGGGUUGUAGUGAGACUGUAAUGUGACCAAGAGAAUUCUCCUUUUGUUGAACAACUGCUCCUCAGACUUUUUUUUUGCAAACUGGAUCCUGCCCAUUUGUGAGAGAGAGGUAUUUAGCCAGCUGUUUUCUAGUUGGCAGUCCUGUCACUCUCUGUCUAUACUUUAUCAAGAUUCCAUUUUUCAGGUAGUGCUGUUCAAGUUGAAGCAAUAUUGUCAUAGGCUGUUCCUGGAACCAUGUGGCUUGCAGAUUGCAUGCAGGAUAUUUGUGUAUUGUAAGCCAAACCACUUUUUUUUUCUUUCUGGCAGUGCCCAGGAAGUGGAUGGAUUAUCUCUGGGUGUUAUGAAUGCACAAUGAAAACCCUUACAGUGCUCAGCAUUGUAAGCUUCAGGUGCUGGGGCUUAGGAAUGCAAAGUUGUAGACAAAUAUUAAAAGUUCUGCAGAGAGGUACUUUGUAUAUGCUUUUUGGCAUUUGGGCCUGCACUUAAGACCAGCCUCGGACACGUUGUUGCUACUUUAUGCUUUUCGCAGUGUCGUUGCAGAAAAACACAUUUUUCCUUCUUCUUUUUUUUGCAACAUGUUUAAGCUCAAUGUGGAAAGAGGACGUAUUUGCUAGGCUUGCACAGGAUAGAAAAAUUACCACUCUGUCAUUGGAAAGUUCUGUUUUGCUUGUUUAAAGUCUGCUACAUAUAGUGCAGAGGAAGUCCCACCUCUUCCUAUGGCUUAAGCCUGCAGGCCUGUAUGUAUUUAUUGCGGAGUGGACCACAGUGAACUUGCGUGCACUGACUUCUGACACACUGGUUUUUGACUGCAAAAGUGUGUUACAAUCUGUGAUCUGAGAGGAUUUGUCAAGAGUUUCAGACACCUAAGGUGUCUAGAUCCACAGAGAGAGAUUCAGGCAGGGACAUGUAAGGACUCAUCGCAGGCUUCUCUUUUUUUUAGGUAUACACCUAAAUAUGAAAACUGCAACGUGGUUGCAAACAUAUGCAAAGAACGGUUACAUUUGUCAGAGUUGCCAGGAUUGACUCUUUGGCUCUUUUGUCAAGUGUACAAGCUUGUACUAUGUAAUGUGUGAACUUGUCCUGUAAUGAACGUCAAGAAGUGACUAAGAUGCAGGUUUCCUCGGGUUUCCAGAAGAAGAGGUCUUUGCCGAUCCUUAAUUAAAAAGCAGAACCCUGUAAAAUGUAGAAAACAACUACCUUCCUCUUUUUAAAAAAUAAAUAAGAUCCAAUUUUAACACUGGACUUAAAAAUGCUCUCUAGAUGUAGGUUGGUAGCAUCUCUUCUGCAAAGAAGGUCCAUUCUCUUCAAGGGAGGACCAUGCUGAGAAACAAAGCCACUGAUCACUUAAAACAGGGGUGAAGAUACCUGUGGACUUCCAGGCAUUGCUGAACUACAACUCUCAUUAUCCCUAACCAUAGUUGCUGGGGCUGACAAGAGUUGGAAACCCAACAGUAUCUGUAGGGCCACAGGUUCCUUGCCUUUGCCUUGAAAUCAUAAAAGAGAUUGCUUAUUUCCACUGAAUUGGUUGUCCCCAAGUCUUCUUCCACCAUGAAGACUUGGUGCCUUUGCUUUCAGGGACUAGCUGCUGUGAAGUGUGUCAUAUUGAGGGAUUUUGCAGAUACACUAGGCAACGUAGCAACAAAACCCUAAUCCUCUCUUCCUUUUCCUGCAGGAUUUCAGAUGUGUUCUAAGCUUCCUGGAGUGAUCACUCUUCAGGGUACUGAUGGAGACGAGAGCUCAGAAUGGCAGUGGGUCACAGCCUUUGCUACAGAGUCAGCAUGACAAUGGGAGGCAGUAUGGAGAACCUGACCUAAGAGAUGUCCUGGCACAACAAGUUCACGUCUUGUCUUUGGACCAGAUCAAGGCCAUCCGAAAUACAAACGAAUACACUGAACCACCUACGGUGGCUCCGCGGCCUGGGGUGAAGCCAGCGCCGCGUCUGCCUCUCCAGCACAAGAGCGAAAGGGCCAAUGGAUUGACUGAUCACCUUAGCAGGGUCCAACAUCCCCAGAUCCAUGUAUCUUCCCGGUUACCACUGUCCCGUUCCAUUAGCAUGGCCAGCACCGGCUCGCGGGCCAGUACCCGGACCAGUACGAGUAGUAACUCAUCGGAACAGAGACUUCUGGGGUCGUCUUUGGGGACAGUUGUGGACGGGAUAGUCCGAGUGCAGCCCAAGUCCGAGCUGAAGUCCUGUGAACUCAAGCCCCCUAGCAAGGAAGAUCUGCACCUCCAUGCCUACAGGUGUGAGGACUGUGGGAAAUGCAAGUGCAAGGAGUGUACUUACCCGCGAACUCUUCCCUCCUGUUGGAUCUGUGACAAGCAGUGUCUUUGCUCGGCCCAGAACGUGGUCGAUUAUGGGACUUGCGUCUGCUGCGUCAAGGGCCUUUUCUACCACUGCUCCAACGACGACGAAGACAACUGUGCCGAUAACCCUUGUUCUUGUAGCCAGUCCCAUUGCUGCACUCGGUGGUCCACCAUGGGCGUCGUGUCCCUCGUUCUGCCUUGCCUGUGGUGUUACCUGCCGGCCAAGGGUUGCCUUAAGUUGUGCCAGGGCUGUUACGACCAGGUGAACAGGCCCGGCUGCCGCUGUAAGCACUCCAACACUGUUUGCUGCAAAGUGCCCAAUGUUCCCCCCAGGAACUUCGAGAAGCUGACAUAGCAUCGCUCCUCGGGAGUAUGGUGAAAUAAUACGGAUUAUUCCUUUUUAACAUCAUAUGCAGCCAACUAAACGAGCUAUAAUUGUGGCACUGUGUCUUAGGAGGAUGGGGGGUGCGCCCUGAGGUUUGCAGUGACCUACUCUUCCUCUUGUGUGUUUGCAUGGGCCAACUUAAUGGAUACCUGCUUGUUCUAGUCCACCUAAUGGAGAGAUGAAGGGAGAGAUGCUCCGCGGGACCCGACUAUUGCAUAAGCUAACGCAACUUGAGACACUCCUAGGCAAUCUGUCGUGUUGUACAUGUGUGGGUUCCCCCCCACCCAAAAAAAUGAAUAGUACAUUUGUAAAUUAGGAAACUACUUCAACCCGCUCCCGAUUAUUUUCUGCCAGAGAUGUGCUAUAUUUUUGUAUAUAGGAUAUUUUCAACUGUGAAAACACGAGUGUCAUAGAAGACAUGGCACAGGUCACAAAAUAUUAUACUAAUAUGUUGUACAUUCAAAAGAAUGUGAAUCAAUCAGUAUGUUUUAGAUUGUAUUUUGCCUUAAGGAAGCCCUUCAUUUGCAAGACUCUGAUUCCCCCCACCCACUUUUUUUGGAUUUCAUGUAUAUUGUACAGUUACAGUAAAAUUCAGUCUUUAUUUUCUAAUUUUUUUUCAACAUAUUGUUUAGUGUAAAGAAUAUUUAUUUGAAGUUUUAUUAUUUUAUAAAAAAAGAAAUAUUUAUUUUAAGAGGCAUCUUACAAAUUUCACCCCUUUUUAUGAGGAUGCCACAGUUGCUGCAAAUAAGGGGUGAAAGAUACAUAUGUUCCCUAUAAAAUAGAAAAUAUAUUAACGUUUGAAAUU
Molecule: messenger RNA, 7271 nt
Organism: Podarcis lilfordi (Lilford's wall lizard)
Lineage: Eukaryota; Metazoa; Chordata; Lepidosauria; Squamata; Lacertidae
Source: the annotation of a GenBank genome assembly